UGUAGGAUUAAUCGAACUUAAUAAGUUUUUUUAAUAUAAUUUGUUUCUUAAAAAGAUGAAGAAUACAUAUAUUUUUCUUCUUUUUUUUACAGGGGUUAUGUUUUCAAAUAUUGUUGAAACCGUAGAUUUAAUUGAAGGGGAAUCACCAACAGUGGCGAUGGCGAAUGCAAUACAAGUAACUAGAGAAAUACAAUUAUUGGCUCAUUUGAUUAUGAUGUUGGAUAAUGAAGUUCACUUUGCCCAAGGUAAAGCAAAAAUGCGAGUGGGCAAUAUGAUCAAUGAAACAUUAGUAAGACGUGUCAGAAAUACUAGGUUUUUAGGCACUGGUGGAGAUCUAGAUAGUGUGAAAUUCCACUUAGGUAAGGCUGUCGGUAAAGUAGUUGAUGCGUUUAAAAACAUUUCAUGGUCAUUGGAUGAUGAAGAUGAUUAUUAUGAUGAUGAUGAUGAUGAUGAUGAUGGUGAUAAUGAUGACGAUGAUGACGCAGAUAAUCUGUCAGUUAAUAGCAUCGAAGACGCCCUUUCAAAAGUUGAUCCUGAUGAGGAACUAACCUAUUCAUCUACAGACAUGGCGGAUCUAGAAAUGGUUUUGAACAAUGAAGAUGCCUUAAUAAGUGCCUUAUCUUCAAAUGACGUGGCAACAAUGCUGCUUGCACUUAAAGAACUUGAUGCAGAAUUAGAGGCAGAAGAAAAGACAACCGGAGCAGUAGAUACCGUAGUUCUGGCCGAACAAGUGAAAUUAGUUAAGGAUUUGGAAGAUUUUGAAGAAUUUCUAGAAAUGAAGGAAGAAGCCAGCGGACAUCAUAUACCACCACUCAAUGAAGCAGAUGUUCUUAAGGGUUCAGCUGCAGUCAAACAAGAAGAAGACGUGAUCCUAGCAAACGAAGACGCUAUACUUGACGCAUUAUUGUCUAAUAAUAAGGACACGUUAGCUGAUGUACUGAACGAUGUAGGAUCACAAAUAAAAGAGCUAUCACCAGAAGGUGAAGCUCGUGUAAGAGGCAGUCAACAGGUAGCAUCAUCUCUAGGAAAUAACACCCUGGAAUUGCGAUCAGGAAAAUUUUUUGAUGAAAAUCCACCAAUAAUGUCUGAAACAGAAGAACUGUCUAAAGCAGUCGAGAUUGUAGAAGCCCUGCAUUUACUGGAACCUGUCGAAAAAUUGGUGCACGAUCAUUUAAAUUCGAUAAAAGAACAACCAGAGUCUCAUUACGAACAUCCACAUACAACAGUUCUAGACGACUUGAGCGCGUAUGAACAUACAGAUCCUCAUCACGAACAUCCACAUACAGAUCACGAUAUUCACAAUCAACAUUCAUCUCCAGAGUCUCAUUACGAACAACCACAUGCAACAAUUCUAGACGACUUGAGCGCGUAUGAACAUACAGCCCACCAACCUAUGCCGAAUGAAUUCCAAGAUGAAGAACCAGAUCCGUUCGAUCCAUCAUCUAUAGCUCAAGAUUAUUACCACGAACAUCAAACUCCAGAUCCUCAUCACGAACAUCCACAUACAGAUCACGAUAUUCACAAUCAACAUUCAUCUCCAGAUUCUCAUUACGAACAUCCACAUACAACAGUUCUAGACGACUUCAGCGAGUAUGAACAUACAGCCCACCAACCUACGACGAAUGAAUUCCAAGAUGAAGAACCAGAUCCUUUCGAUCCAGCAUCUAUAGCUCAAAAUUAUUAUCACGAACAUCAAACUCCAGAAGAAGAUCCUUACCAACAUCCCCAUCAUUCAUUUAUAGAAGAAGAUCCGUAUAUCCACAAUCCACAAAAUAACGGAAACGAAGAUUUGGAAGGAAUGAUAAUGGACGAAAAAGCCGAAUAUCUAGAAGAUCUAAUCGCAGCAGAAAAUCUAAUCGCAGCAGCGAGCUCACAUCAAUCAGAUUUAGAAGUUGCUCUUCAAACUGGAGAUACUGAUGCAUUAGUUGGUGCUCUUCUCGAGGAAGUUCAUAAUGCCGAUGUACCUCUACCGAUAAGUUCUGAAAACUCAAUUGAUUUGCUGCCACAUAGCUACGGUGUUGAUAUAAAUGGAAUUGGUUGCGAUUGUCAAGAAUCGUCAUGCGGAUGUUGUUUUAAUUUAAAUUUAAAACCUUUAGCGUUCAGCAGUUCAGGAUGUCUACUCAUUACAUAUCGUGAUAUAAAUGAUGUGGACCUACUAAUGAAAUACAAUGGUGCUGAAGUAUUUUUCAAAAGGUUUUCCUUAUUUGAACUAAUGCCUCCAUGGGGAGCUACUAUGUCUCAUAACACUGAAAACUUUGAUCAAAACUCACCUGAAAUAUUGAAUCCAUGGAAAGCUAUUAACACUCGUAACAAAUUUUUGGAAAAACCGCGGACUAAAAAUAUUCAUCAUUCAAAACAGAUACUACCAAAUAGAAAAUUCUGCUUCUCAGCAUCUCUCCCGUUUUCACUUCUCUCUCCAUUGGACAUCUGCGGCUUACUUCAUGAUAUGACUAUUAAUAAUAAUUAUUCAAUCUUGGACUUCUGUGUUAAAUUGAAAAUCAAAUCAACGAGUUACCCAGUGGUAAAUAGAGAAAUUGGAUGUAUGAAAAUACCUAUAUCCGGAAUAAGGAGGCAGAUUGCAGCAAUGACUGAGAAAUGAAAAAUAAAUUUAGCAUUAAAAAGAUCAAGAAGGUUAUUUAAGCGGCAUCAUCCACUUAUUUACGGCCACCACUAAUAAUAUAUUUUCUAUUUUGGAUGUAUUGAUCAAAUAAAUGUUUAUUAUAAAACUGUAAUGGCAUAAAAUAGUAUAAGUAGG
Molecule: messenger RNA, 2755 nt
Organism: Psylliodes chrysocephalus
Lineage: Eukaryota; Metazoa; Arthropoda; Insecta; Coleoptera; Chrysomelidae
Source: the annotation of a GenBank genome assembly